This is a messenger RNA of Drosophila obscura, 3269 nucleotides long. RefSeq lists its product as uncharacterized. The coding region runs from base 630 to 2648 and encodes 672 amino acids. NCBI's taxonomy places the organism in Eukaryota, Metazoa, Arthropoda, Insecta, Diptera, Drosophilidae. Gene Ontology annotation, biological process: hemocyte migration. Gene Ontology annotation, molecular function: growth factor activity. The record is from RefSeq and is a predicted model, not a curated record. The transcript has 5 exons. Gene Ontology annotation, cellular component: membrane.
AUAUUUAAAGUGUCAUAUAAAUACAAAUAUUUUGGCUGAAGUAGAAAUGAAAAAUUGAACAAAUAAAAUACAGUUAGAGCUCGUGCGAAAAAGCCCUAAAGCAAAUUUUAUUCAAAAUAAUUAAACAGAAAACAAAAACAAAAUAAAAUAAACGUUUCCAUUGUUUAACCAAAAAUUAAGAGGAUACCAAAGUUUCAUUGAAAAGAAGUUUGCAUCUCAAAUAACAUUUCAUCGGAAAUUUUCCAGAUGACAAAUGGUUGUAGAAUACGAAAAUAAGUGUCAUAAAAUAAUCUGCGUGCCAUAAAUGUUAACAAUUAAAAUUCCAUUAAUAAAAAAAUAAUGAAAAUAUACAUUUAAAAUUACACCUGAACAGAAAGAAGGAAAAUAUUUAAGCACAAGUGUCGGCAAGUGUCAAAACACAAAACGCAAUAAGUAAAAGCUCACAAAACAAAGGAAAAUGUUUUAAAAAAUGAAUGCAUAGAUAAAUACAUAUAUGCUAAAUUAUUUAUAUAGAUCAAACAACAAAGGGAUUUAAACAAUAAGAGCGUGUGAAAAAAGUGAGACAAAGGGAAAAGAAAACAGAGAGGAUCUCUCAAUUCGCAUUUAAGAGCCCGAAAGUAAUACUCGAAAUGGCGAUGCCUCCCCAAGGAGGCGGUAGAGGCAGAAGCGUGCUACUGCUCUUUAAUUUUAUGGCGAUUCUUCUACUGCUAAUACUCAUCGUGGCCGGGAGUGAUCUCAAAGGAGCAUCGGCAGUGUUCACUACCACAGCUCCACAGAUGGGAAAUCACAGUCCCCAUCAGCAGCAACGUCUGCAGCUUUUGCAGGAGGCCCAGCAGCUGGAGGCGGCCCAUCAGCGUCAUCACCAUCUGAGGCACGAGCAGCAUCUGCGUGCGGAGCUCGAGGGUAAUCAUAAGCCACCAUCUGUGGGAGUCGGACCUGGAGCUGCAACGGCCAUGAAGCUAUUCGAUCAGCAAUUGCCGGCGGUGGCCACGGGACAGCAGCAGCACCAUUUGCGUCAUCACAAUCGCCACCAUGUGACCUGGGAGCAGAGAGUCUUCCCCGCGCUGCGUCACCAGCAGCAUCGUCUGGCCAUGAGCUCCACUGCAAGACCCAUCGUCACCACCGAUGCCCCACAUCCACCCCAUUCAAUGAUGAGCAAUCACAGUCGCUACUUUGAUCGCGAUGGAAUAUAUCCGCCAUGGGCUGAACCCAGGUCUACUCGUGGACCCAACUGGCGGCAGGAGGUGGAGGUGGAUACCUCAUCCGAAGACGAUGAUGAUGACGACGAUGACGACGACGAUGAUGAGGACUACGAGUAUGAGGAGGAUUCCAGUUCCAAUGCCGUGGAUGAAGAACUGGCCCGACAAAUGCCGCGUUAUUCGCUCUUCAGUCAAAAGUUGCCACACAUCGAAUCGAAGGAAGAGGAAUACGAUGCCUACGAUCAGUCCGACGAAUCGGAUGUGAACUCUAACAAAAAUAAGCAUCCCAGUGUGGGUAAUCCCCAUGACAAGGCAGCGGCCAAAAGGAACAUCUUCGAUUGGCUCUUCAAGAGGGAUAAGGAGAAGGAGCAGGAUAAGCAGAAGACCCACAAAGACCAUGCUCUAGUGGUUGUCAGGAAACCACACACGACAGAAAAGCCCGCAGAGAAGGCCACAGAGAGACCCACAGUGAAGCCCAAGUUGCAGCUAAUCGACGCCAAUCUGCAGGAGGAGGACGAGGAGGACUCCCCCGAUGACUCCGACACCGAGGAGAGCUUCUCCAACGAGCAGUGGAACAAAAUCGAGCACGAACACCAUCUCAAGCAGCAGAAGCACCAGAAGGAGCUGCAGGCCCUACGGGAGAGUAGUCGCAACACGAACACCCCACUCAUAAGGGGAGCCGGUGCCUCUUACAACAUUGAGAAUGAGGAUGUUGAAAACAUUUACUCACCCAACUACAUAACUGGAAAGCUAACGCAGAGAAAGGAGGAACAGUUGGGUACGCCAGAGGCAGCGCUCAAAGCCAGACGACAACAAGCCCUGAUGCAGAAGCGGGAGAGAGCUCUGGCCCAGGCCCAUAUGCAUCAGGUGAUGACGGAUGCCACCUGUCGCGUGCCCCAGCCCCGUUGCCAGCGCGUCCAGCAGGACCCCUCAAAGAUCUACACGCCCCACUGUACCGUCCUGCACCGCUGUAGCGAGGACAGCGGCUGCUGCCCCAGCCGAACCCAGAUCUGUGCCGCCAAGAGCACCCACAACGUUGAAUUGCAUUUCUUUGUGAAAAGCAAUAAACAGCAUCGACCCAUUAUCGAGAAGAGAACUUUUGUGAAUCACACCGAAUGCCACUGCAUUGAGAGGUCCAAUUUCAAGGAGGAUGCCGUCGCCCUGGCCAGCACUUCCAUUGUAAGGGCCACCAUCCUGAGUUGCACUUGUCCGCGCAGCUUCGAGGUGAUUCUGCAGGACAAUGGCCAGUGCCGUUGUGAUUGCAGCUCCGGCAACUACGACUGCGACUGGCUGAAGCGGGGCAAUGAGCACUUUGCCGUGGACGAUCGCAAAUGCAUAAAACACGGCGGUUGCAAGCCCCCAACCUGCGAGUACGGCCACUACAUGGACAAGCAUGGACGCUGCCCCAAGCAGCAUGAGCAGCCUUCCGUCUAUAAUGCCAUGUCGUAAGCGCAAGGAGAAUCCCCCUCCCAAGUAAACCUGGAAAAGUAUUAUUCGGUCUGUGUACAGUCUCGCAGACAGGCAAAAGUUGAAAAGGCAAAAACCAGGAAUGGAAAGGCAAAGGAAAGGCUUUGCGCAAAUGAUCCAUAAUUUCCAUUCAAAGAGAAUAAAGAGAAUUUAGUUGCAUAUCCUAUACAAAUCCCAUACGAAUAAAACCACAGAAAUCUAUAUAGAUAUCCUGGACAUACAUACAUAUAUUGAUAUAUCUGCUGAUUGUGUAUUAGAUGUUUUACAACCAAAAUAUUUUGCCCUCAAUUUGAGUAAAGUAAAUGUCUGUAAACCCAAUAGCUGUAAAGAAAAAGUAUCUACAAACGAAUUCUAUAUCUUCAGCAAAACAAGAAACAAGACUUUUUCGCGCAUGUUUUAAUCCAAAAAGAAAAGAAAGAAAAAACUCAUAGCAACUGCAACAAAAUGUAGAAUUGUUCAUAAAUGUUUCCACAUUAAUUAUGCAUAUAAAAACAUAUUGUGAGGAAAACAAAGUUAUGCGUAUUCUAUGAUAAAGAAAAAUGAAAUUCCAAAUAUAUAAAUUGACUGCGUUUUUAGUUUUAAUUAAGUAAUGUUAUGUUAUUU